Molecule: messenger RNA, 2138 nt
Organism: Macadamia integrifolia
Lineage: Eukaryota; Viridiplantae; Streptophyta; Magnoliopsida; Proteales; Proteaceae
Product: bifunctional 3-dehydroquinate dehydratase/shikimate dehydrogenase, chloroplastic-like
Exons: 11
Coding region: 282-1910 (542 amino acids)
Biological process (GO): shikimate metabolic process; chorismate biosynthetic process
Molecular function (GO): 3-dehydroquinate dehydratase activity; shikimate 3-dehydrogenase (NADP+) activity
Source: RefSeq, a predicted model, not a curated record
AAGGUGGGACUGUGAGCUUGACGCUCUGGUACAGACUUAGACUAGAGAGUGAUUAAUGGCCAUCCGGUGCUAUAAAGUAGAAACUGAAUUGACGAUCAAGCUUCGUAGCUCUUAGUAGUGGAGAGUCUGGAGACUGGAGAGGGAGAGAAAAUCCCAAUUAAUUUGUAGCUGGCGAUGUUCUAGGACUCCGAUUUCUGAGUUCCGACAAGGUCUGCAAUUCUGCAAAAAAAGGAUCAUUCUCAGACCUCUCCAUCUUUGAUAUCAGCUAAGAUUUGCUGAAAAUGAAGUCUAGCGGCGUCUUGUUGGCUUCUACCGAUCAUCUUCAAAUGAGUUGUCGCGGAGGAACGGGGAGGAAUUACAGUCUUAUUUGUGCGCCUAUAAUGGGGAAAUCUGUCGAUCAGAUGUUGAUUGAGAUUGGUAAGGCCAAGGCCGGUGGUGCUGACCUCGUUGAGGUACGCUUGGACUAUCUCAAUAGCUUCAACCCUCGCCAAGAUCUCAAAAUUCUCAUCAAGCGGUCUCCUUUGCCCACUCUCUUCACUUACAGACCAAAAUGGGAAGGUGGUCAGUAUGAAGGUGAUGAAACACAACGAUUGGAUGCACUUAGAUUAGCCAUGGAACUGGGAGCUGAUUACAUCGAUGUCGAGCUUCAGGUUGCGCAUGAAUUCCUCAGUUCCAUCUCCGGAAGAAAGCCUGAAAAUUUCAAAGUCAUUGUUUCAUCUCACAACUAUCAAAAUACACCAUCUGUUGAAGAUAUUUCGAUCCUUGUAGCUAGAAUUCAAGCUACUGGAGCUGACAUAGUGAAAAUUGCUACAACUGCCUUGGAUAUCACGGACGUGGCACGUGUAUUCCAAAUUACUUUCCAUUCCCAAAUGACGCAUGAAAUGAAAUUUCAGGUUCCAAUAAUUGGGCUGGUUAUGAGUGAGAGAGGUUUGAUAUCACGAUUGCUUUGCCCAAAAUUCGGUGGAUAUCUCACUUUUGGUACAAUUGAGGCAGGAAUUGUUUCAGCUCCUGGGCAACCAACACUCAAAGAUCUGUUGGGUAUAUACAAUUUCAGACAGUUGGGACCCGAUACAAAAGUAUUUGGAAUUAUUGGCAAUCCUGUGGGGCACAGCAAAUCACCUAUUCUUUACAAUAAAGCAUUUAAAGCAGUUGGUUUUAAUGGAAUUUACGUGCCAUUAUUGAUCGAUGACAUUGGAAAAUUUUUCGAUGUCUACUCAUCCGCUGAUUUUGCAGGAUUCAGCUGUACUAUUCCUCACAAGGAGGAUGCACUUAAGCGAUGUGAUGAGGUUGAUCCUGUUGCCAAGGCUAUUGGAGCUGUUAAUUGCAUUAUUAGGAGACCUAGUGAUGGAAAGCUAAUUGGUUACAAUACAGACUAUAUUGGUGCAAUUACAGCCAUCGAGGAUGGAUUAAGAGGUUCACAUACUACAAACAACUCAAGUGGUUCACCCUUAGCUGGUAAAUUGUUUGUAGUCGUUGGAGCUGGUGGUGCUGGUAAGGCACUUGCUUAUGGUGCAAAGGAGAAGGGAGCAAGAGUUGUAAUUGCCAAUCGCACUUUAGAUCGAGCUAAGGAAAUAGCCGAGCUGAUUGGAGGACAAGCUAUAUCUAUAGCCGAAUUAGAAAAUUUUCAUCCAGAGAAUGGGAUGAUUCUUGCAAAUACAACAUCUAUCGGAAUGCAGCCAAAAGUAGAUUUGACACCCAUACCUAAGCGAGCUCUGAGCUCCUAUUCCCUGGUUUUUGAUGCUGUUUACACACCAAAAAUGACACGACUCCUGAGAGAAGCAGAAGAGUCUGGUGCCAUCAUUGUUUCUGGGCUUGAGAUGUUCAUUGGGCAGGCAUAUGAACAAUAUGAAAGAUUUACAAAUUUGCCUGCACCUAAGGAACUGUUCAGGGAAAUCAUGGCGAAAUACUGAGUGUCUUGUAUACCUUGUUUGAUAGUCUCCUUGCAGCUGAAACCCUUCGAUUUUAGUUACUGUUUUUUUCCUCUGUUGUAUCAUCUAAUCAACUCCUUCCCCCCCCCCCCCCCCCCCCCCAUCCCAAAACUUCCCCACCCCAUCCUGUCUCUUUCUAGUUUUCUUAAGUGUAUGAUGAUUCAUAACCCAGGAAAAAAAAAUAUAAUAAUUGGUGUGGUGAUUCUUCUU